Messenger RNA from Polychytrium aggregatum, 1032 nucleotides. RefSeq lists its product as uncharacterized. Lineage: Eukaryota; Fungi; Chytridiomycota; Chytridiomycetes; Polychytriales. Bases 40 to 645 code for a protein of 201 amino acids. The transcript is spliced from 4 exons. Gene Ontology annotation, biological process: protein targeting to vacuole; late endosome to vacuole transport via multivesicular body sorting pathway. The record is from RefSeq and is a predicted model, not a curated record.
CGCAGCGGGGUCGCUCGUAUUCUCGAUUGGAAUUGACACAUGCCGUUGCAAUGGAUACAUGGUGAUUGGGGAAUGCCCGCCAGAGCCUCCCGCGACCCCAUUUCAAUGCCCUCGCCAUCGCCCGCCCGCUCCGUCGCCGACUGUCCAUCUGUCGCGUUCACCAUGACGGUCGAAAAGCGUCCGCCCUUGAGCUGGGAAGCAAAGAGGACUCUGGUCUCGUAUGGCUCUGGGGUUCUGUUCUCCUUGGGCUGGUGGCUGAUGUUCGACGCCUGUGUCUACAGCAACGAAGCAUUCCCACAGGUCCCGUAUCUGACAUUUGUCUCUUGGCUGCCUGGGGUACUCUCCACGGCCGGGCUGAUUGCCGUGAACUCCAUCCCGGACCACCUGCUCCAGUCGCCGUCGCCGUAUCUCGAAAACGCAUUCGGCCGCACAACGUCCCACCCGUGCGCCCGCAUCUUGGUUCUGGUCUCGUUCUCGCUCACAUUCUUUGGCUUGAUCGGCGGGUUCUACGUGAUGGGGUCGCAGUACUUGAUGCCAGGUCUAGCAAGUAUCUGGCCGGGGGUCGCCAUCUGUCUUCAGAACUCGCUCGUCUUUGCGAGCACCUAUCUGUUCAAGUACGGCCGCUAUAGCGACCCGCUCCUCUAAUCGCCAGCCAGAGGCACUAGCACCAGUGUGUCUCUUUGGACUACCGACGCAAACGAUCCCAAGCCAUCCCAUCAUGCCACUUCCUGUGUACCGUGCAUCGCAGCACCUCCAACUCAAAAAACCGAAACAAUCGAAUCUCCAUGAGCCGAUCCCUGAUGCCACUCAUCACCUUCGUCAUAACGCAGCCCGAGACUGGCUUCAAUUUCGACAAAGCAGACAUUGCCGUGAGCUUAUGCGAUGCAGUCGCAGCAAAGCAAACUCGGAUAGUAUCCGUUUUGGGAGCCACGAACGGCCUCACCACAGCAAUCGCGGGCCUGAAGCCCAGUGUUUCUGGCUGCAUGAUCCCAACCGCGCGACUGCUUCUCGUAUUGGUUGGCAAUCAAGGUG